GAUAAAUAUUUGUGGAUAAGAAUCUCCAAUGUAUGCCAUACACACGAAACCCACUAAAUUUUUCUUCACUAAUCACAUUACAUGCACAACAUACACAUUUGCACAUUCAACUAUCCCCAUAAGCUCCCUUCAACUCAGGUAGUUGUGAUAGAAUAAUCCAGGAUGAGAAUAUAGCGAGUCUUGCAGCCAGAAUUUGAUUCUGGCCAGGGUAGAAAGGUAGUUUGCUGAGGCUUACAGAAGCAGUCAAAAGAGAUUUCUGAGAAUCUGAUCAAAUCUAUUCAUUGUCAUGGAUAGCAGCCAGAAGGUAGCACUCAUGAGUUAUGAAAACGCUAAAGAUUUAUCAGUCAUUGUACUAUGAUCUUUUUAACUUUUUUAUGCGCAACAAUAUCAGAAAAUCAUAUCUUUUGUAUUUAGGCAUUUAGAUGUAAAAUGUAAUUGUCCUUAUGAUAUCGAGCAUUUAGACACAUUUGUAUUAAUAUAUUAUUCGCUCAUACAAGCUCUAAUCGUGUCUCAGUGUUGUUCAUUCUUGAAUUCUUUGAUGAUGGUUUAGAUAGUUUCAAUGAAUUUUAGAUAGACUCUGAUACCAUCUUAAAAUUUGAGUUAGGCCUAACUAAACCUCACAAAAUUGACUUGCAGUGUGAGAGAUGUGCCACACUUAUACACACUUUUUCAAGCCACAUUUCAUCCAAUGUGGGGCUUUUAGUACACAUCAGUCAUCUAUGAUAAUGAUCGGCAUCACGUUCUUUCAGGAACUUUAGGAUAAUCUCAUUCUAAAUGAUCUAAGGUUCUAGAAUAAUUUGAGAGUACAGUCAAGUGUAUAUAACAAGAUGUUAUCACCAGCUUGGUUGCAAGCUAUUUGGAAUUUCUAAUGACUGCAUAAUUAUCCACAUCUUAGGGAUGAAAAAUUCAGUUACUCUAAGUGAUGGCCUGAAAAAUUAUCUGAACUUCAAUUUGUGCAUUGGAUCCCAAUGACUGACGUGUUAAAGACAAUCAUCAUAAUGUAUUGUAACAUUUCCUAUAAUUUUCAACUUUUGGCGACUCUGAAACAGGACUUGAGGGAAUACAAGACCAAUCAGUCAAAAUCAAGUUCUACUCCAGAAGAAACGGGCAAUCCAUCCCACUGUCUAAUCUGUAGGGGGGGCAAUAGUUGUCAAACAGUUAUUUCAAGAACAAAACUGAUGAAUAGUUUGGUUGGAAAAGGAAAACCGCAAGAAGCUGCGACCAUCUUCUAUAAUUUGACCGAAGAAGGGCAUAGGCCUACUCUUAUAACAUACACAACACUUGUGGCCGCCCUAACACGUCUAAAGCGUUUCAAGUCUAUACCUUCACUCCUUUCUAAAGUUGAAGAGAAUGGAAUGAAGCCAGAUUCAAUACUUUUCAACGCCAUGAUCAAUGCUUUUUGUGAUUCUGGUAAGGUACAUGAAGCCAUGAAAAUCUUUCAGAAAAUGAAGGAAUGCGGAUGCAAACCGACAACCAGUACUUUCAAUAUUCUCAUUAAAGGAUUUGGAGUUGUUGGAAAACCUUAUGAAGCUAUGAAAUUUCUAGAGAUGAUGCGUCAGGAUGGAAAUGUGAAACCGAACGAGAGAACUUAUAAUAUUCUCAUCCAAGCAUGGUGUACCAGAAAGAAAUUGGAAGAAGCAUGGUACGUUAUGCAUAAAAUGGUGGAUUCUGGCCUGCAGCCGGACGUUGUCACAUACAACACACUGGCAAGGGCAUAUGCUCAGAAUGGCGAAACAGAUAAAGCGGAAAGGUUAAUAUUGAAAAUGCAGCAGUAUAAUAACAAGGUGAAGCCUAAUGAACGAACAUGCGGCAUCAUAAUAAGCGGUUAUUGUAAGGAAGGUAACAUGACAGAAGCCUUGACAUUUCUAUACAGAAUGAAGGAGCUUGGAGUGCAUCCGAAUCCUGUAGUUUUCAACGCCCUUAUCAAAGGAUAUUUAGACAUUAAAGACACAAAUGGAGUAGAUGAGGCAUUGACAUUGAUGGAAGAAUUCGGGAUCAAACCAGAUGUAGUGACGUAUAGCACCAUCAUGAAUGGAUGGAGUUCAUCUGGGUUUAUGGACAAUUGUGAAGAGAUAUUCGAUGAUAUGGUGAAGGCUGGGAUAGAACCUGACAUCCACGCUUAUAGCAUCCUUGCGAAAGGCUAUGUACGUGCAGGGCAGCCAGAUAAAGCUGAUGCUCUUUUGUCUUCGAUGACUAAAUAUGGUAUACAACCAAAUGUUGUGAUCUUCACUACCAUCAUUAGUGGAUGGUGUACCGCUGGCAAAAUGGACCGUGCUGUUGGACUUUACGAGAAAAUGCACGAAAUAGGAACUCCCCCGAAUUUGAAAACUUACGAAACUUUAAUAUGGGGGUAUGCAGAAGCAAAACAACCUUGGAAAGCCGAAGAGUUACUUGUUAUUAUGGAAGAAAGUGGUGUAGCUCCUGAAAUGUCCACCAUCGAGCUGGUUGCUAAUGCUUGGCGUGCAGUUGGUUUGUCAAACGAAGCCAAUAGAAUUUUAAAUGGUACAGAAGAAGAAUCUGAGACCGAUGAAAAUUUCGAUAGUGAAAAGAUACCAGGGCGGAGCUUGGAGAGAAUUUAUACAAAACAGAAACUUGGUGCUUCUCAGUCUAAUAAUCUACUGCAAAUGCCUGAUAUAGUGGUAGCUCAACCAGAAAGAACCACUAAUAAUGGUAACAUAAAAAGCCAAAUGAUAGUUAAAACAUACGACACGAUGCGAAAUGCUACCGUUUCGAUGGUUUAUGUUCGUACAAAUUCAUAUGGAGUACAGCCAUUGAUUGUAAGUAGGCAUCAAAUUCAAAAUCAGAUUAUUAGGCCUUUACUUGAUUGUGGCAGAUUAGUGUCAAUACAUUGUUGAGGUGACUUUCUGGUGUGGUUAUCUCAUUGAUUUGUGAUGAAACACAAAAUCAUAUUUGAAUAUAUUUUAUGGACUGUUGCACUUGCCAA
This is a messenger RNA of Trifolium pratense (red clover), 2944 nucleotides long. RefSeq names its product pentatricopeptide repeat-containing protein At5g25630-like. The coding region runs from base 969 to 2855 and encodes 628 amino acids. Lineage: Eukaryota; Viridiplantae; Streptophyta; Magnoliopsida; Fabales; Fabaceae. Gene Ontology annotation, molecular function: protein binding. The record is from RefSeq and is a predicted model, not a curated record. The transcript is spliced from 3 exons.